This is a messenger RNA of Drosophila mojavensis, 924 nucleotides long. RefSeq names its product superoxide dismutase [Cu-Zn]. Gene Ontology annotation, molecular function: copper ion binding; superoxide dismutase activity. Gene Ontology annotation, biological process: removal of superoxide radicals. The record is from RefSeq and is a predicted model, not a curated record. The transcript has 3 exons. The coding region runs from base 74 to 889 and encodes 271 amino acids. NCBI's taxonomy places the organism in Eukaryota, Metazoa, Arthropoda, Insecta, Diptera, Drosophilidae.
CAUUUCCCAGUGAAGCCAACGGAUCCAACGGAUCUCUAUAGAACACACAAUUCGAGAGCGUCAAUUAACCGCGAUGUUCCGCUUCAGACCCAUAUUGGCAUUUAUGCUAUUAAAUAGCAUUUUUGUGCCUGGCGGCGCGCAAAAUUUGCUGGAUCGGCUGAGACCCGGACCAGCUAAUCUGACCCGCAACAUCGACGACAUCAAAGUGGUGGCCGGCACAAAGGUGAAACGCUACGAGCGCAUGUCGGUGCCGCUGGCUGGCAUUGGUCCGGUCAUUGGCGGAAUUGGUGCCGCCGCACUGCUAAGUCCACUGCUCCAGCCGCAUCCACCAUAUGUGGGCUACUCUUUCGUGCCACAGUGGCAGGCGGGCGCCGUACUAAACGGCGAGGGCGAAUCAGCAGGCGCAGCCGGCAUGAUAACCUUCCAGCAGCUGCCCUACAACAGCGACAUCAAGGUGACCAUCAACAUCACCGGGCUGCCGCCGGGGAAGCACGCACUGCACAUACACACAUACGGCGAUGUUAGCGAGGGCUGCAAGACCACGGGCGGACAGUUUCCCAACAACUUUCUGGGAAACCUGGAGGUGAAGCCAGACGGCAAAAUCUCGGCCGUGUUCAUGAGCAUGUACCUGCAGCUCUUUGGCUUCAAUGGCAUCGUUGGCCGUUCCGUCGUCAUACACAGCAAACCCAUCGACCUGAACACAGCGCUCAAUGCCGAGGUCUUCUCCUCGGCGUUGUCCGUGCCCAAUGCCCUGGCCUACCAGAACGAGGAGAUGUCCGUUGGUGAGCCCAUCGCCUGUGGCGUAAUUAGUCUAAUGAGUACUGCCACCGCAGCACCGACCGUAUCAACCUCACCCGCUGGUCCCGAAAUUGCGGAACCUGGGGCAUAAUUUCUCUGAACAACAAUUUUAUUCACUCUUCUAAU